Messenger RNA from Iphiclides podalirius (scarce swallowtail), 1542 nucleotides. The record is from the annotation of a GenBank genome assembly. Lineage: Eukaryota; Metazoa; Arthropoda; Insecta; Lepidoptera; Papilionidae.
AUGUUUAAAGUACAUGAAGGUGAAAUAAUUUUCAAGGAAAAAUAUGGAUCCUCUUCCCAGGAAAUAUUAUACGUUAAACCACCAGAUCAGAAUAAUGUUGUUAUAUUACACGAAGAAAAGUACAUAAAUGUGAAUGGCUGGUUUACAAGAAUUUUUUUACCGCGAGGGUACCCUGAUAGCGUCAGCAAAGACUAUUUAGCUUACCAAAAAUGGGACACUGCACAGGCAUUUUGCAGUACUAUUACUGGUACACUAGCAACUCAGGAGGUGCUAAGAGGUGUAGGGGUUGGUGACACAAGUGCCACACCAUUAGCUGCAACAGUCACUUGGGUGGUAAAAGAUGGCUGUGGUCACCUUGGAAAAAUUCUUUUUGCAUAUAGUCAUGGCACCUUUUUGGAUGCCUACAGUAAGAAGUGGAGGUUGUAUGCUGACACACUUAAUGAUGCUGCAAUGUGCAUAGAGAUAGCACUGCCGCUAUUCAAAAACUACACCAUGUUUGCUCUUUGUGUAAGCACUGUAAUGAAAGCUAUUGUGGGAGUAGCUGGUGGAGCGACUAGAGCUGCGAUGACGCAACACCACGCGGUACGCGGUAAUAUGGCCGACGUGUCCGCUAAAGACUCCGCCCAGGAGACUGCAGUGAACCUGGUCGCUUCCUUCACCGCCCUCCUCAUCAUUUCCACAAUUGGGUGCCACAUGCUGGUGUUCGCGACGACGAUGGUGCUCCACAUCGUGUUCAACUACUUCGCCGUGCGCGCGGUCUGCCUGAGGACCCUCAACGAGCCGCGCUACCUCCAGCUGCUGGAGGCGUACCUCCGCGAGGAGGUGAUCGCCGCCCCGUGCGACGUGAACAGGCGCGAGCCGAUCGUUUUCUACCAGCUGGGGACCAACUUGCUCGAUCUGAAACUGUGCGGAUUCCAAAUAAAACUGGGCUACUCGCUGAAGGAUUUCGCAAAAAACAAGCCGGCCGCUGCCUACCUCGGUAAACUGAGGGAAAUAUACGAUGACCGCAAUUAUAUAUUGAAUCCCGUAAUUGGAAAUCGAAACAUGCACGUACUCAUCAAGGAGGACGCCGUUCCGGACGACGUACUCUGCGCCUAUUUCCACGCCGUCCUGUUCGCCGUCAUAAUCUGCGCCAUCAAUGACGAAGUCACGCCGCUUUACAAAGGCGCGGGGGAGCGCCCGUUCGCUCAAGUGUGCCGCGCCGUCCAGUCGGCCGAGUGGAGCCGGGAGCCGGCCAGGGGCGGCCAAUCGCAUUCGGGCUACGGCUACGAGCCAUCGUUCGAGCUGAUGCGAUACGUCGACAACAUUGCGCAGAACGAAUGGUACAGGAUAAAGGCGGGCAUGGAGCACACUGGAUGGGACUUAAGUAAACAUCUGUUGAUUGUUGACGAGUGGCGCAUAUGCAACACAUUUCUGGAGCCGAACCCCAUAUCGAUGGAGGCCCUGUCAGCGGUCAACUCAACCAUCAGGCCUUUCCAAGGCCUGGCCACCUGUUCCGACGAGAAAAUGAAGAGGAAAACGUUCACAAUAGAGCCAGAAGAU